This is a messenger RNA of Brenthis ino (lesser marbled fritillary), 1230 nucleotides long. The record is from the annotation of a GenBank genome assembly. Lineage: Eukaryota; Metazoa; Arthropoda; Insecta; Lepidoptera; Nymphalidae.
AUGUUGGAGACGCGGUCGGUUCGUACCGCAGAUUCGGUGUGGGCGAACAAGCCGCUGCCGGCGCCUCACGCCAUGGCCAACUCCAGGCACGGGAAGAACACCCAGGACGAUGUUUGUUACGUCGUAGCCAAAUAUGACUACGCGGCCCAGGGUGCCCAAGAGUUGGAUCUGCGGAAGAACGAACGCUAUCUACUGUUAGACGACUCCAAGCACUGGUGGCGCGUGCAGAAUGCGCGCUCCCAGUCUGGCUACGUGCCCAGUAAUUAUGUCAAGAAGGAGAAACCUUCGUUGUUUGACAGUAUCAAAAAGAAAGUGAAAAAGGGUUCCGGAUCCAAAACCCUGCCGUCGAACAGCUCGCCGGUGCGCGGCGCGGGCCCGGAGUCGCCGGGCGCGCGCCGCGUGGAGCCCACGGAGGCGCUGGGCACCGCCGUGGUCAAGUACAACUACCAGGCGCAGCAGCCCGACGAGCUCUCCCUCACCAAGGGCACCCGCAUACUCAUACUGGAGAAGAGCAACGACGGCUGGUGGCGGGGACAGUACCAGGGGCAUACGGGGUGGUUUCCAUCGAAUUACACGAGCGAAGAAGGCGAUAGUGAAGACACUGUUCACACAUAUGCUAUGGCUGAAAAUGUUUUAGAUAUUGUUGUGGCGCUGUACUCGUUCACGUCGAACAACGAGCAGGAGCUGUCGUUCGAGAAGGGCGACCGGCUGGAGAUCGUGGAGCGCCCGCCGAGCGACCCCGAGUGGCUGCGCGCGCGCGACUCGCGCGGCGCCGUCGGCCUCGUGCCGCGCAACUACCUGCAGGAGCUGGCCGACUACCUCGCGCAGCCCUACAGCGAGGCGGGCGAGGGCGGCGGCGCGGGCGCGGGCGGCGCGGGGGCGGGCGGGGCGGGGGCGGGGGCGCGCGGCGCGGCGGGGCGCGCGUGGUACUACGGCGCCAUCUCGCGCACGCACUGCGACGCGCUGCUCAACCAGCACGGACACGACGGCGACUUCCUCAUACGCGACUCCGAGACCAACGUGGGCGACUUCUCGGUGUCGCUGAAGGCGCCGGGCCGCAACAAGCACUUCCGCGUGCAGGUGGAGGGCGCGCUGUACUGCAUCGGCCAGCGCAAGUUCCCGGCGCUGGAGCAGCUGGUGGCGCACUACCAGCGCGCGCCCAUCUACACCAACAAGCAGGGCGAGAAGCUCUACCUCGUGCGCCCGCUGCCGCGCGCGCCGCCGCCCUGC